Molecule: messenger RNA, 4664 nt
Organism: Pecten maximus
Lineage: Eukaryota; Metazoa; Mollusca; Bivalvia; Pectinida; Pectinidae
Exons: 8
Coding region: 47-1864 (605 amino acids)
Source: RefSeq, a predicted model, not a curated record
CGCGCACGGAGAUCUGACAGGUGGCGCGAGAUUCGACACCAUCAACAUGUCGCUAGGAAGCUUUCGUGUGUCGUUGGGAACACUAACCGUGAUCUGUUUGUUGAAGGAAAUUGCAUCCACUAAUAUUUCCACCAGUUUAUCUGAGCCUGCAGAUGUAGUCUCCGUAACAACCCAGAAAGUCUCCGUAACAACCCAGAAAGUGACGUGUUACCAACAUGGGGAUGCAGAAACAGAUGCAGAUGGGAAACCAGUUCUGUUUUAUUUGUUCCUCCUGCUGCUGCUGGUACCAGUUGCCAUUGCAACCUACAUGUGUACAAAGAAGAGAAAGAGACACCGAGAUAAGGACCGGGAUUCAGAAUUGGCUUUUCAAAGAUUUCAGAGGAAGCAUUUUCACCAAGGAACAAAAAAUGGAAGAAGAAUCAAAAUAGAGGUGUCGCCACCAUCAGAAGAUGAAGGCGGUCAUCGCAAUCGGCGACAUUAUAGCCGAAGACGUAUGCAUACAACGCCCUCUGGUGACUACGAUCUUAUUACAAAUCGGGAUCAUGACUUCCAUGUUUACAGAGUUAUGAAGAAUGCAAAGAAUUGUCAUCGUUGUAGUGCAGCUUCUGCAGAGUCUGUGUUCCUGAAUGACACAACCCUGGGUACACCAACUUACAUGUGUUCUCGGCCCCAGCGCCGUUCCAGUCAGCCGAGCAAUGGCCACUUGUUGAUGGUUCCCUCUUGUGGACCUGGGGGGUCAAGCCGCUGUGCCUCCUAUCUCAGUUUUCAGAGCGCCCAGGAAUCAGACACCCAGGAUACAGAUAUGUCUCGCAGUCAGCAUCGACGCCAGACUCGUUCCUCAUGUGGUGAUGGAGAAUAUCACCACAAUGGACCAAAUGAUGGAAUCCCACGUUUGUACUUACACAACUCACAGAGCCACCAUACAUCCCUGCCUCACCCCCAGCUGUUAAAGGAUGGCCUUAGUCCAGCCCCACAGUAUAACGACUACGGACGAUACGGUGGAAGUCCAACUAAUCCAAGAGGUAGACCAGAAAAAAUUGCUAAAAGUCUACCGUUCUUAUAUGAUUUUGCUCUCAGUGGAAAAACAUAUGCUCAGAAAGAUUCGUCAAAUCGGAAAGAAUCCUGGCAUAGUGCUAAGGGAUCUGGACAAUCUCAACAAUAUGGAAAUGAAUUAUCCAACAGAAGCUGGUUUCCAAGUGAAUCAGAUAUUGCAGAGUACUGCACUGCACAUGAAGACACACUAAUGAAUUGUACUGAGAGCACAGUUUUUGAACAAGGCCCGAACACCUCCCAGGGUAAACCAUUCAGUCAUGGGAUCCACAGUGUCAGUCAAACACCAGUCAAGCCGCCAAGUAGACAUCAUGUAGGGACACCACAGACUGUCAAAGUCCAGAACUUCUCCGUGAGUCGUGUAUAUACUGAGGAUGAUACUGGUAGUAAAAAGUCUUUAUUUACAUCCAUGUAUAAUAAGAAACAAUCUCUGUUGAGCAUCGAGUGUGAUUCUGAAAUGAAUGUGGCAGCUCAGGAUUGUGAUGGUCACAACAAUUCCUCAAACAGACAGAUGGACUCCAUUGACACAUCACAGUCUCUCCUAGUAGACAACGGUGGCAAUCGUCCACGCCUUGUUGCGGAUUAUGAAAAUACUACUUUUGAGACUUCCAUGGUAGAAGUUGUACCUAGACUUAGUCUUCCACUCCAGGAAAAUAUCAGCGACAUUCAAGUCAAUGAAAACAAAAUGGCUGCUGCACUGGUAGACCCUAACAAUAACCUGAAGGGGAAAAUGUCUUUAGUUUUACAGAAAGAAGAGCAGCAACUAACAUGUGGUGAUGUUUUCGUUCUUGAGGAAGGAGAGAGUAUGGUGUGACCUUGAGGAAGGAGAGAGUAUGAUGUGACCUUGAGGAGGUGGUCAGUACAACAUGACUUGUGAAAGGAGAGAGUAUAGUGUGACCUUGAGGAAGGAGAGAGUAUGGUGUGACCUUGAGGAAGGAGAGAGUAUGAUGUGACCUUGAGGAAGGAGAGAGUAUGGUGUGACCUUGAGGAAGGAGAGAGUAUGGUGUGCCCUUGAUAGGAGGUGGUCAGUACAACAGGACUUGUGAAAGGAGAUAUUAUGGUGUGACCUUGAGGAGGUGAAGGUCAGUACAACAUGACUUUAGGAAGGAGAGAUUAUGGCGUGACCUUGAGGAAGGAGAUAUUAUGGUGUGACCUUGAGGAAGGAGGGAGUAUGACGUGAUCUUGAGAAAAGUGAGAAUAUGGUGUGACCUGGAGAAGAUAUUACAGUGUGACCUUGAGGAAGAAGAGAGUCUGGUGUGACCUUGAGGAAGGUGAGAGCAUGGUGUGACCUUGAGGGAAAAGAGAGUAUGGUGUGAUCUUGAGCAAGGCGAUUACUGUGUGACCUUGAGAAAGAAGAGAGUAUGGUUUGAACUUGUUGAAAGAGAAAGUAUGGUGUGACCUUGAGAGAGUAUGGUGUGAGGUGAAGGUUAUUUCAACAUAUUCUUUAUAAAGGAGAGAGUCAGAUGUAUUAUUUAGGGGAAAUGACUGAUUUGACAAGCAGAAUGAGGCUAUCUUGUGUAACUUUGGGGAUGUAGAACAGCAGGUAUGACCUUAGCGUAUGAAAAGUAAAAUGUUGUGUUGAAGCAUUGUGGCCCAAGGUCAAUCUGGUACUGGCUAGAUCAUAAUCUCUAGAUGUAGAAAAUGCAGGGUCCACACUGUACUGACAAAAACAUGAUAUCUAGGGUAGAAAAUGCAGGGUCCUCACUGUACUGACAAAAACAUGAUAUUUAGGGUAGAAAAUGCAGGGUCCACCCUGUACUGAUAAAAACAUGAUAUCUAGGGUAGAAAAUGCAGGGUCCUCACUGUACUGACAAAAACAUGAUAUCUAGGGUAGAAAAUGCAGGGUCCACACUGUACUGACAAAAACACGAUAUCUAGGGUAGAAAAUGCAGGGUCCACACUGUACUGACAAAAACAUGAUAUCUAGGGGUAGAAAAUGCAGGGUCCACACUGUACUGACAAAAACAUGAUAUCUAGAUGUAGAAAAUUCAGGGUCCACACUGUACUGACAAAACCAUGAUAUCUAGGGUAGAAAAUGCAGGGUCCACACUGUACUGACAAAACCAUGAUAUCUAGGGUAGAAAGUGCAGGGUCCACACUGUACUGACAAAAACAUGAUAUCUAGGGUAGAAAAUGCAGGGUCCUCACUGUACUGACAAAAACAUGAUAUCUAGGGUAGAAAAUACAGGGUCCUCACUGUACUGACAAAAACAUGAUAUCUAGGGUAGAAAAUGCAGGGUCCACACUGUACUGACAAAACCAUGAUAUCUAGGGUAGAAAAUACAGGGUCCACACUGUACUGACAAAAACAUGAUAUUUAGGGUAGAAAAUGCAGGGUCCACCCUGUACUGAUAAAAACAUGAUAUCUAGGGUAGAAAAUGCAGGGUCCUCACUGUACUGACAAAAACAUGAUAUCUAGGGUAGAAAAUCCAGGGUCCACACUGUACUGACAAAAACAUGAUAUCUAGGGUAGAAAAUGCAGGGUCCUCACUGUACUGACAAAACCAUGAUAUUUAGGGUAGAAAAUGUAGGGUCCACCAUGAACAAUCUCUAGAUGUAGAAAAUUCGGGGACCACCCUGAACUGACCAGGUCAUGAUUAAAAAUGGAAUUUAAGAUACAAAAAAAAAAAAGUAGUUUGGAAGCUAAAAUAAUUGAAUGUUUAAACGUAUCAUAGAAUGUCAUCUAUAUAUCUAUAAUUGUGAUAACUAAUCAUAGAAAAUGGUCUAUAUAUCUAUAAUUGUGAUAAAUAUACUAAUUGUGUAUAAACCAUUUUAUUUUACCUUUAAAAACCCUUUUGCACACAAUCGAUUUGAUCAAUGUUGGUGAAGCAAUUAAAUAGGUGAUAAUUAUUGUGAUCCUGAAGAUUGAAAGUGAGACAUGCCUUGAGAAGUGUAACCCAAUCAAGACCAGGUGAAGAGGAGAGUAAGGCUUUGUAGUAAAAAUUACAGUGUGACCGACCUUAAGGGGAAGAAAUAGGAUCUGACCUUUGAUGACAUUCAGCUUUGAAAGAUUUUAUUGCAAUCAGAAGAUAAAGCUGCAAUGACUUUGAAUGAAAAGUAUGAUGUGAUCUUGUGGACAAGAUGUUGUAAUAUUGAGGAGGUGAAGUGCUAGUUGUGACCUUGAGGAGAGUAUGAUGUGACCUUGAGGAGGGUAUGGUGUGACCUUUCUGUUGUGACCUUGAGAAGGUGAAGGGCAUGUUGUGACUGUGAGGAGGUGAAGGGCAUGUUGUGACUGUGAGGAGGUGAAGGGCAUGUUGUGAUCUGGAUGAGGUGAAGGGCAUGUUGUGACCUUGAGAAGGUGAAGGGCAUGUUGUGACCUUGAGAAGGUGAAGGGCAUGCUGUGACCGUGAGGUGAAGGGCAUGUUGUGAUCUGGAUGAGGUAAAGGGCAUGUUGUGAUCUGGAUGAGGUGAAGGGCAUGUUGUGGUCUUGAGGUGAAGGUAAUGUUAUGAGGUGAAGAGCAUGUUGUGAUCUUAAGGUGAGGGGGAUGUUGUGACCUUGAGAAAGGUAGGAUGUGAUCUUGUGAAGGAUGUACAUUCCUGAUGAGGAGAGUGUAAUAGAGGAAUAUUUGCAUUGAAUUGUCAGAAUAGAACUGGAAUGAAAUUAAAAUGUAGGU